AAUCUUGGGCCAGCCAUUUUGUGUUUAACUGAGGAAGAAUUGUGAAGCAAAAACAGGGUAUGGCAAAAUGAAAUUAUUCUAUUGCCAUGGCAAAGGAAAAUUCGCCAGUCACAAUUUCGAUUUUCGGUGGAUUCUUGCACAGGAGGGCUGCGGCAGCAGACGAGAUCUCCCCUCCCCAAUUCUUAAACAAUGGCAGACGCAGAAGAAUUGUCACUGGAAGAGACAAACCGUCUGAGAAUCCAGGCCGGCCUGGCUCCCUUGGGAGAAGAGACAGAAGAUGUCAUUGACGAAGAUCAAGUUGCUUACGACAAUUAUCAGCAGCUAAAGGAAGAUCGGCAAAGAGAAAAGAACGCAAAAGAAGUGAUGGAACGUAUUGAAAAAGCCAAGAAUCGUCAAAAGGCAACCGAAAAACUGAAAGGAAAAGGUCUGGGCGAUGCUAGCGACGAUGAAGAAAGUGCAAUGAAGUGGAUUAAAAAGUCUCGAAAGCGCGAAAAGGAACUUGCAGAGAAACGAGCCCGUGAGCUGGCAGAAAUGGAUAAGGGUUUCGAAGGUGUUCAAUACGAUUCCGCUGAUCUCACUGGAAUGAAAGUGGCACACGACAUGGCCGAAUUCGAAGACGGUGGUGAGGUUAUUUUAACCCUUAAGGAUCGAGGAAUCUUGGACGAAGAAGACGAAGACGGGAUUGAGCUCACCAAUGUCAACCUGGAAGAACGCGAACGACUUCGAAAAAAUCAAGAAAACAAAAAGAAGAAGCCAGGAUACAAUGUAUACGACGAUGAAGAGUUCACGAUAGGUGGAGCAUCCAAGAACUUAUUGAGUCAGUAUGACGAAGAGCUAGAAGGACCAAAGAGAACUAGCUUUGUCAUUGGCCAAGAAGGCCGCGUGGGACAAGAUUCGCCCGCUCAACAAAAAGCCAGUAUUGCUCAAAAACUCAAGGCACAGGCAGUGGAUCUCUCAUACGAAAAGAUGCAGGAAGUCAAGGAUUAUUAUACCCACGAAGAAGCUGCGCUAACGUUUAAAAAACCCAAAAAGAAGAAGAAGGUUAGAAGAAGAGUGGCUCAAGACGACGAGGAUUCAGUAGAAAAUGGCACUCCAGCCAAUGUACAGCAAGACACUUCAUAUAUGGCCGUCGAUGAACAACCAGCCGCCCCUGUUAAAAAGAGCUUUGACGAAGAGAAUUUUGUAGAUGAUGAUGAUCUUCAGCAAGCUCUGGCAAGAACUCGACGAAUUGCCAAUAAAAAGAAACAACAGAUCCAACGAAUUACACCAGAAGACAUAGCUCGCAACAUUGCACAGCAACGGGAUACUGAGCAACUGGAUAAUGAAAAUGAAGACGAGGCAGAUAGUGGCCUUGUCAUAUCUAACACAUCUGAAUUCGUCAACUCACUUAGCAUGGAUCCCGUCAUAGAGAGAGAGAAGCGCGAAAGAGAAAGACAACAAGCUGAAGCUGAAGCAGCAGCGGCAGCGUCCAGUGCUAUAGUGACGGAAAUGCAACUGGAUAGUGAAGAGGAUGUUGACAUGGAAAACGCAGAAUCGGCGGACAUGCCUCAUGAAAACGGCGAAAAUGAAGAAGAAAUAUCGGCAGUGGUAGACGAACCUCUUGUCAGUCGCGGUAUGGCAGCAACACUUGCUCUCUUGAACCAAAAAGGAUUUAUUGCUAAGCCCACAGAGGAUCAAUUGCAAAGAGAAAAACAUGCUGCUGGUCGCCUUAAAUGGAUCGCUGAGCAGAAACGAAAAGAUGCGCAGCGUGAGCGAGAACGAGAACGAGAUCGCCUACGUGACAAAGAGCGCGACAAAGGACGAGAAGGUCGCGGCCGUGACUAUGAGCGCGAACGUGAGCACGAACGAGAAGUUGAAAAAGAAAGAAAGGAACGAGAGCGUAUGAAGGAAUACGAGCAACGCAUGAAAGAUUAUAAACCGGAUGUUAACAUUGAAUAUACUGACGAAUUUGGAAAAGUCAUGACACCAAAGGAGGCGUACCGGGUACUUUCUCAUAAAUUCCAUGGUAAAACCUCUGGCAAGGCUAAAACGGAGAAACGGUUACGAAAAAUGCAAGAAGAGCUUGCCCUCAAUAGCAUGGGUAGUAGCGACACUCCACAUAAUCUGGCGGCUGCCAUGAUUGACAGACAGGAGAAGACCGGUAGUGCACAUUUUGUACUCAGUGUUGGUAACCGCGGUGUUCUUCCUGGAGACGAAGAUAAUGCUGCUAAGAAACGCAGGACAGAAUAGUAGUCAACGUCCCCAAUAAAACAAACGAUUGAUCAGUGUGGGUAUAUUUAAGAACCUUUUGAGUAGUUUAUUUAUACGUGGUUGAUACAGUCUAAUUGCAACAUAAACAAGAAUGAACCUUGCUCUA
Messenger RNA from Umbelopsis ramanniana AG, 2356 nucleotides. RefSeq lists its product as uncharacterized. Gene Ontology annotation, biological process: mRNA cis splicing, via spliceosome; maturation of 5S rRNA. Gene Ontology annotation, cellular component: U4/U6 x U5 tri-snRNP complex. The record is from RefSeq and is a predicted model, not a curated record. The coding region runs from base 190 to 2229 and encodes 679 amino acids. NCBI's taxonomy places the organism in Eukaryota, Fungi, Mucoromycota, Umbelopsidomycetes, Umbelopsidales, Umbelopsidaceae. The transcript has 5 exons.